UGUCUGUGUGCGCCUUUCUCUCUCUCCCUCUCGCUGUCUCUCGCACUCUCGCUCGCUCUCGCUCGCUCUCUCUCGCUCGCUCUCCCUUUCCCGUCUCUGUGGUUUGUAAGGUAGGUUGCAGUGUGUGUAUAUACACAACAUCAAGAGCAGGAAAAUGGACUCAUUAGGGAGGCAGGCAGUCAUUACCACUCACACUGUACUUCCAGGGAGACAGCGACUAUGAGGAGACAAACUGAGGACUGGGGAACAAGUGAACUAAAGUGAUGGGAGAGCCUUCUGCAUGCCUUGAAGUUUCAUGAACAGCUUGUGAAAUGCUCCGAAACCUUUAGCAGCAUAAGAAAGAGGUGUUGAGAACUGCUCUUAACCCUUUUGGAGGCAGAAGUCAAAAGGAGAAAAGCAGUGAUAUAGUAAGAGGAAUCAAAACAUUAUUAGACCUCUUUAAGAGCCACCAGCAUAUCUGGGCAUAAAUUAUCCAGGGAACUAGAGGGCUUGACGCAUCCUUUACAUCCUGCAUUUACUCUGACCACAGUCCCUCCCUGUUCUCACAAGCGGAGCUCAGCCCUGCUUCCCUUCCUGUUGAUUCCCAGUCAGCUACAUGACUGCCUGAAGUUACAUUGUAGAUGCUGAAAUCACUGCACCUUAAAAACAAAAAGAUUAAGCCACACUGCAUUCCUAUCACUCACAAUCAGUUUGUGGCCUUUCUCUGGAGGAACCUUUCCUUGUCUCUUGUGAAGAAACCCAAGACAGCUGAAAACCAGAAGGCGUCUGAGGAGAAUGAGAUUACUCAGACGGGUGCAUGCAGCGCCAAGCCGGGCCUUCCCUGCCUGAACCUUGAAGCUGUUCCUUCUCUGAGCCCGGCCCUCAUCCACUCUCCACAUUCACCAACAAACCUGCACGCACACACAGGGUCAUCUGAUUGUAACAUCAGUUGCAAGGGGAUGACAGAGCGCAUUCAUAGCAUCAACCUCCACAACUUCAGCAAUUCUGUGCUCGAGACCCUCAACGAGCAGCGCAACCGUGGCCACUUCUGUGACGUGACGGUCCGCAUCCACGGGAGCAUGCUGCGCGCCCACCGCUGCGUGCUGGCGGCUGGCAGCCCCUUCUUCCAGGACAAGCUGCUGCUGGGCUACAGUGACAUCGAGAUCCCCUCAGUGGUGUCGGUCCAGUCUGUGCAAAAGCUCAUUGACUUCAUGUACAGCGGGGUGCUGCGGGUCUCACAGUCAGAGGCCCUCCAAAUCCUCACGGCCGCCAGCAUCCUGCAGAUCAAGACUGUGAUUGAUGAGUGCACAAGGAUUGUCUCACAAAAUGUGGGAGACGUCUACCCGGUGAUUCAGGAUUCUGGCCAAGAGACACCCAGGGGAACACCUGAAUCAGGCACCUCGGGGCAGAGCACUGACACAGAGUCUGGCUACCUGCAGAGCCAUUCACAGCACAGUGUGGACAGGAUCUAUUCAGCCCUCUAUGCCUGUUCCAUGCAAAAUGGCAGUGGGGAGCGCUCCUUUUACAGUGGAGCUGUGGUCAGCCACCAUGAGACAGCCCUGGGACUCCCCAGGGACCAUCACAUAGAAGAUCCCAGCUGGAUUACCCGGAUCCAUGAACGGUCGCAGCAGAUGGAGCGGUACCUCUCCACCACUCCAGAGACCACACACUGCCGGAAGCAACCCCGCCCUGUCCGAAUUCAGACCCUGAUGGGCAACAUCCAUAUUAAGCAGGAGAUGGAGGAUGACUAUGACUACUACGGCCAGCAGAGGGUGCAGAUCCUUGAGCGCAAUGAGUCUGAGGAAUGCACCGAGGACACUGACCAAGCUGAAGGCACUGAGAGCGAGCCCAAAGGGGAGAGUUUUGACUCAGGUGUCAGUUCCUCCAUUGGCACCGAGCCUGAUUCAAUGGAGCAGCAGUUUAUGGCUGGUCUGGGCCGGGAUGGACAGCAAGAACCUUCUCAAGCAGAUCAAAAUGAUGUCCCUGCUGAUGGCUCUCAGCCGCAGCAGCAGCAGCAACAUGUAGAUGCCAACUCUUCCUCACCAGAGAGAAGCAAUGACGUUGAAAUGGACAGCAAAGUGCUCACAGUCAAUAACAGCACCGAAAAGGGGGCUUUGCAGCCUUCUGUCAACACAUCUGUUGCCCAACCAUUGCCAACCACACAGAUCUACUUACGCCAGACAGAAACCCUCACCAGCAAUCUGAGGAUGCCACUGACUCUGACCAGCAACACCCAGGUCAUUGGCACAGCUGGCAACACCUACCUGCCUGCCCUUUUCACCACGCAGUCUGCUGGCAGUGGCCCUAAGCCUUUUCUCUUCAGCCUGCCCCAGCCUUUAGCUGGCCAACAGACACAGUUUGUGACAGUGUCCCAACCCGGCCUGUCAACCUUUACUGCCCAGCUGCCAGCCCCACAGCCCUUGGCCCCAUCUGCAGGCCACAGCACAGCGGGUGGGCAAGGUGAAAAAAAGCCUUAUGAGUGCACUCUCUGUAACAAGACUUUCACCGCCAAACAGAACUACGUCAAGCACAUGUUUGUACACACAGGUGAGAAACCACACCAAUGCAGCAUCUGUUGGCGCUCCUUCUCUCUAAAGGAUUACCUAAUCAAACACAUGGUGACACACACUGGCGUGAGGGCCUACCAGUGCAGUAUCUGCAACAAGCGCUUCACCCAGAAGAGCUCCCUUAAUGUGCACAUGCGUCUCCACCGCGGGGAGAAGUCCUACGAGUGCUACAUCUGCAAGAAGAAGUUCUCCCACAAGACCCUGCUGGAGAGGCAUGUGGCUCUGCACAGUGCCACCAACGGCACGCCUGGAGCCGCCGGCACCGGCGCCAGGGCUGUCCCUGCCGGCGUGGUGGCCUGCACGGAGGGGACCACGUACGUCUGCUCUGUCUGCCCGGCUAAGUUUGACCAAAUCGAGCAUUUCAACGACCACAUGAGGAUGCAUGUGUCAGACGGAUAAGUAGAAUCUCUCUCUCUCUCUUUGUUAUGAACAACAAAAAUAGAAACAACAAAAAAAAGCUAUGGCACUAGAAUUUAAGAAAUUAUUUUUGUUUCAUUUUUACCUUUAUUUUCCUCCUUUUUUGGGUUAAUUUUGUUUUGUUGUUUUUUGUACUACAUGAAGAACUGUUUUUUGCCUGCUGGUACAUUACAUUUCCGGAGGCUGGGUGAAUAAUAAUUUUCCCAACCUCCCUUGGAUGGUGGCCUUAAGGCCAGGUAGUGCUUUAUGAGCUCCACUGGUUGGAUCUCUAGCUACUGGCCUCUAAAUACAACCCUUCUUUACUACAAAAAGCAAACAACAAAAAAAAAACCACAAAAAAAUUUAAAAAAACCAGACAGAAAAAUAAUAAAAAAAAAAAAUCUUUUUUCUCACUUGUGAAGAGCACUACAAAUAAAGAAACAAAACAAAAUAUAUUACAAAUCUACAAGGCCUACUGUCGUUAUAAGUACACCGCUUGCAGUGUUUCAAUGGACACGAUUCACAUUGCUGACCGCUUUUGGACUUCACAGUAUCCAGUUAGAACUGUGGAAUAUUUUGCUUCUGGUUGAGCAGCAACCAGAGGAAACAAGGCCCUGCUGGUUUCCACCACGUGUCUGCUUUCUCACACACACACGCAUCCACAAACAUGCAAAAAGGGCUGAGGGGAAUGAAUGCGAGGCAGUGUGGCUUGGAUAGUGUGGAGUCCCUGCAGGGCGAGGAAAAAGAGUCAGAGGUUCCUCACCUGGAUUCUGCUCCAUCCCAUGUUGUCUGGCGCACCCUCCCCACUGCUUUUCUCGUACCACCACCACCACCUUAUAGCAGAAACCAAGAAGAUUCAGACAACAAGCAACAGUGGCUUUUUUGUAAUUUAUUCAGUGUCUUCGCUGAGCACAGGGCCUCAGCACAAUCAAGAGAGACUUUCACAGAAGGCAAAGAGAAACACAGAGGAAAAUCAAAGCUAUCAGAGGUUGCAACCUAUGGAUCUAGGUACAAGAGAAGGGUUAGUUCCCACAAUCUUUGCAAAAAAAAAAAAAAAGUUGCAUCAGGAUUUAUUCUUGUGGAAGUAAAAGGAAUAGAGGGUGGGAGGGGAGGGGAAUAAUAAUUUAAAACAAAAGAGUUGUUGGGACUUUUUAAAUUCAAAAUUUUAUAGAGGGGCAAAAGUGACGUUUACCAGAUAGAAUGCUGAUUUUUUUAAUAUAUUUACAACAGUAUUUGUGUAAAAAAAAAAAAAAAAGUGAGAUUGUUAAAAGUAAUUUUUCUUUGUUUUCUUUUUGGUUUUGCAUACACUGCCACUAAUAUCUUCUCUUUUAUUAUAUAUAUGAAUAUAUAUAAAAAUAUAUAUUUUAUUUUAAAUUGAGACUGUUAAGGUUAGCUAACCUGCUUCCAGAUAGAGGGGGGGAGGGGAGAUGAUCUUGAUUUUUAUUUUAAAAAAGAGGAAGGAUGUUUUCUUAAUUUUCUUUUCUAGUAUUUUUCUCUCUGUUUUCUAAUGGAAUCAAGAAUUACCUGGGUCGAUGAGGGGCUCUGUGAAGUCAUCUAUGAGAUUAUCUAGUAGUGUUUGUGCAUCCUGCAGUAUCAUUUGAACUGCUACUUUUUUUUUUCAUUACAUGGUUCUCUUUUCAUCUCUUACCAAGCUUCUGUUAUUUCUUUCUUGGUUCUAUCUCAGAAUUUAUUUCUGCUGAAGGACAUUUCCUUUUGAGAAAGAGAUUUUUCUAGUAAUGUUCCCAUGGUUUUGGGGAUGAUAUAAACUCUAGUCUUUCUUCUUUGAAAAAGUAAUGAAAGUUUUGGAAGUGUGUAAUAACUAGGAUUUCCCUUCAUUUUGGUCACUGGACAAGAAUUAAUCUGCUGUAUUGUUCUCUCAUCCCUGCCUUGCUUACUAGGGAGCUUCCAUAUUUGUGUGGGAAUCUGAUCCUGCCCCUGAUAAUUUGCGCUGAUGCCAAAACAACUUAAAACGUUACCAUUGCAAAUAAUCUUCCCUUCAUUUGCAAAAAGUCUAACUGAAGGGCCACAUCCCACAUUCUCUGCAUAGGCAAAGCUAUGAAAGGAAUGUAGGAUCAGUGUGAAAGAUUGAUUCCUGAUCUGCAUAUAUAUGUUGGUGUUUUGUAUUUUGUUUUAUUGUGUUUGGACUGGUGUUCUCCCUAGUUGUCUUCUGUGUAUCUGUGUAAGAAUUUUUCCCCCAAAGCCAACUCCCAAAGUACGUGGGUCCUUAGUUCAGUUGGAUCAGUGUUUGACACUAUCUUUGUCUUGUUUGAAAUCAAUGUGAGGACUUACACCAACUGCACUCUGGACUUCAUAUUUUAGGCAGAGAAGAAGCACCUAACAAAAAUAUGCAAAAAGAAAAAAAAAGAAAACUUGCUAGUUUAGCUUUUACUUGUGUCUAUAUUUAAAUAAGCUUUCUUAAUUUUACAAAACUUUUUGCUUGUGAACACUGAACAUUUCACAUGAGACUUCUUUUAUGUUGGACAACUUUCUGAGUAUUGACUUGGUAGAUCUCCAUAUACAAUUUUGCAUGUUCUUUACACCUGCGGCUUCUCUAUUCGAUGUCUGUGAUCCAGUACAGGUAACUUAAUCCAUAUGUUCUAUGCCUGUUCCAUUACCAUUUAUUUGGGAAAAAAAACUGACAGGUGGUUCAGUCUCCAAAUCUUUCUGUACCCUUCAAGGUAUUGUUCAGCAGAUCCUAAAUGCUGAAGCCCAGAUUCUUGGCUGCAUAUGCAGCAUAGAGAGACUUUGAGGUGAGUGCCAGAGCAAUUGAGACUUUUUUACGGUAAUGUCUUUCCUUGUUACCAGCUUGUUUGGAUAGUUCAAGAGGCUGGAGAAGGAGCAUGAGUUAGUUAACAAAUAUUGUUCCAAUAACCUCACUGGUAAAAGCAAUGCUAGCAUGUAAAUCAAGACAUGAGAAGACAAAGCCCAAGACACAGAGAGAGAGAACUGAUAUCUGCCAUUUAGACACACACUAAAUCUAUACAGAAAAUAAAGGUUCUGGAGACCGGGGUGCAGAAGAAAAUGAGGAAGGUGAACUUAGUCAAAAAGAUUGAAGGUUUUUCUCUGGGUAAAGGAGUGUUUUUUCUUAGAUCUUUAGUAUAAUCUUUAGAAGAAUAUUCUUCAAUAUGAGGAACUAGUGAAGAAUUUUACCCAGCUUACAAAUAUGUAGCUGCUCAUUUGUUAUCUGAGGUCUGGGGAAAAGCUGUUUAAUUUGCCACUGUAAACCUGGUGAAGUGUAUUCAAGAUGUAGCAAAUUCUGGAAUAUGGUUCUGAUACCAGAGGAGAUAUGCGAGUAAACAGGAAAUAAGGAUCAGGGUCUACAUCCACCAAAAUACAAAUACAAUCCAAAUUUUAAUCCUUCAGUUUUUCAUCCUUCCCUAAAUCAAAGUAUUAUCUUUGAAAUGCAGAUCUUUGUAAGGUCUAAUAAAUUUGAAAUUAAUUAAGGAUAAGUUGUGAAUGAAUGAAUGAAUGAAUGAAUGAAUGAAUGAAUGAAUGAUGCCAAUUUUAAAAAAUAAACAUAUUUCUUAAAGUAAAGCUAAUGUGUUUAGAUUGAAUUCUAAAGCAUUUGUCAAAGAAUUUAGGCCUAGGUCUUUACAAAUGACUGUCUGUAAUAUAAACUUAUCUGGUUGGAUUUCCAGACAUGAUCUUGUAAAACGUGGAGCAACUUGCAGCAUGAUUGCAAAUGUAGCUGAAAGUGUUUGUCAGGUCACCAUGAAUUUAGAAGCUUAAACUUAGUCCCCUUUAUCUUUUAAAACGUUAGGUUCUCUUCCUCACAUCUUUGAAAUACUUAUGUGCUACUUGGAAACAACAAUAAUAUCUGAAUGUUAUAGGUAUAUUCAAGUUUCAUAUAUUGCUACAACAUGCCUCUGCAAAAAGAAUAGCAAAGUGAUCUGGAAGCUGCUGCUGUCAGUGUUUGAGUGAAUCUAUCUCGGUACGCUUGAAAGGCUUGCUUCAAAACUCCUGAUUAAAUGAUUCACAUGAGAAAAUGCAGACUGUAGCACACAUCCUUUUGUUGAAGCAUGCAAUAUCCUGCAUUCCUUGAGCUGGAUUCUCACUUUCCCUAAAGCUCUCUUUAUAUUGCUUUGGUAAUGAAAAAGGCCAUUAAAUAGAACAUAAAUUCAAGCUUACAAGUCAAGGCCUCUCUGCAAUGCAAAAGUGCAAUAAAGGAAGCAUUAGAGUGAAUGGGAAGUGCCUUCUCUUACUGCUGCUGAGGAAGUGAAGUGAAUUGGAAAUGUAGGACUGGCCAGAGCAGAUCUCCCUUGUGGUCCAUCUCACCCAGUACUGCGUCUCUGCCAUGUGGCAAGUUAGAGAUUAUUUGAAUGAAGAUGAAGGACCUGUGUUGGAUUAUUACAAAGCAAUAAGCCUAAGGGAGAAGAUUUAUUACAUAAUCCUCAUUAGCUAUUUCUACAUGUAAAAUACAUAUAAAUACAAAUAAAAUAUGCAUUUGCCUGUUAGCUUAAGACAUAGUAAUUUAUGGCUUUAACUUUUUAUCCCAUAUAAAAAUUAUAUAUUGUGGCAAAUAAUUCUCAUUGUCCUUCAAAGAUCUAGCUUAUUCAAUUUUAGGUGGCCUCCAUGCUGUCCUGUGGAAGUGAGUUCCUCCAGUUAAUUACCACACUGUUGAAAUUACUUGCUUUCAAGUCUAUUUUGUUGUUCAUUGAAACACCCUUAUUCUUGUAUUAUAUGAAAUCACGAAUCAGAGAACCAAAACUUAACAUUCUUAACCAUUUCGCUGAGGUCUGCCUCUCUCUGGGAAGCUGAAUCCACAAGGAAUGCAGGACCACAGCUCAGUGUCUGCUGAUUAGCAAGGAGAGGAUAGCUCCUGAGCAUGUCUAUGUGUGUGUCGGGCAUAUGUGCAUUAGCAAGCUUGUCCUACAGUGAUCUCUUGCAGGGUACUGGCAGGCACAUAAAAAAUGGGAACCUAACAGCACAGUAACCAGUCUGUAAAUUGUAAUAUGAUAUUUCAGUCUGGUCCCUCCUCUCAGAAAACCCAUAUUAAUAGUCACUCUUAAGGGAAAUAGGUGUAGGUGUUUUGCAGGAACUGUUCUGAGGACACUUUUAACAUCCAUCAUGCUCUUACUGGGCCCACUUCUGGCACAUGCUGUUACCUUUAAAAAACACUCAAGUUUCCCGUUAAGGUAACAGGGGAGGGUAGCAUUUAAUUGACUUUCUAAGUGAAUGAGUUUUCCCGUUGCUCUAAGAUCAAAGAGCCCAAGUGGACCCCAUUUUUCCUCUUUUGAUUUUUUUUUUUCAUCCAAAGGAGAAUUGAAUAAUAGUCCACAUACUAUCAGCACCCCACUUCAUAUCAGCCCCACUGACUGAGGUCAGUCAACCUUGAGCUACCUAAUUAAUGCUGGAUCACUCACAUGGUGGAGGAACAAGUCUCUUGCCUUUAGUGAGUAAUACCCCAACAUCUCCUGUGUCCAUUAGUAAUGAAAACAA
Molecule: messenger RNA, 8381 nt
Organism: Oenanthe melanoleuca
Lineage: Eukaryota; Metazoa; Chordata; Aves; Passeriformes; Muscicapidae
Gene: ZBTB20
Product: zinc finger and BTB domain containing 20
Exons: 10
Coding region: 621-2945 (774 amino acids)
Biological process (GO): regulation of transcription by RNA polymerase II
Molecular function (GO): DNA-binding transcription factor activity, RNA polymerase II-specific; RNA polymerase II cis-regulatory region sequence-specific DNA binding; protein binding
Source: RefSeq, a predicted model, not a curated record